This is a messenger RNA of Rhipicephalus microplus (southern cattle tick), 564 nucleotides long. Its product is annotated as polyamine-transporting ATPase 13A3. Gene Ontology annotation, cellular component: late endosome membrane. Gene Ontology annotation, molecular function: ATP hydrolysis activity; ATPase-coupled monoatomic cation transmembrane transporter activity; P-type transmembrane transporter activity. Lineage: Eukaryota; Metazoa; Arthropoda; Arachnida; Ixodida; Ixodidae. The record is from RefSeq and is a predicted model, not a curated record. Gene Ontology annotation, biological process: autophagosome-lysosome fusion; intracellular calcium ion homeostasis; regulation of mitochondrion organization.
AUGACCCAAGACUCCCAUUCUCGGUUCAAUAUCACACAAGUCCAAGCGUAUUCAUUGGACAACCGAAGGCUUUCGUUGAGCAACAACAGCUGCCAGCGGCGAAAACGCACGUUCACCUUUGAAAACGAAACGCAAACCCAUCUCAGGUGUUUUGUGCACCAGCACCUCCGCUACAUCUGGAGUCAACAGGAGGCAAGGUUCACAAGAUUGAGUGGGCUCGACCGGGGCUGGAAGUGCGUAGACCUCAUCGACAGUUUCCAAGGUUAUUCCAAGGAAGAGCAACAAGAACAAUCGUUGUUGUACGGAAGAAACUCCAUGGAGCUAGCAAGUAAAGUCUGUCACUACGCUCCUCUUAGAAAAGGUCUUGCACCCUUUUUACGUCUUCCAAAUAGCCAGUAUCACAGUGUGGAUACUGGACCUCUACUACUUCUAUGCGGGCUGCAUCAUUACUUUCUCGGCAACAUCAAUCACACUUGCACUGCUUGAAGCCAAAAAGCAAAUGCAGCACUUGCUGUCUCUGGUCUCCCGCACGAACGAGGGAACUGCAAUUGUGGUCCGCGCUAA